This is a messenger RNA of Penicillium expansum, 2193 nucleotides long. RefSeq names its product dipeptidyl peptidase DppV (gene dppV). Gene Ontology annotation, molecular function: serine-type endopeptidase activity. The coding region runs from base 1 to 2193 and encodes 730 amino acids. Lineage: Eukaryota; Fungi; Ascomycota; Eurotiomycetes; Eurotiales; Aspergillaceae. The transcript has 8 exons. Gene Ontology annotation, biological process: proteolysis. The record is from RefSeq and is a predicted model, not a curated record.
AUGCGCGUGUUUCAAUUGACGACGGCCCUCGGGUCGAUCAUCGUUUCUGCGGCAGCCCUUACUCCUGAAGAGCUUAUCGCAGCUCCGAGACGGGGUGAGGCUGUUCCCAAUCCUUCGGGGGAAGUCGCGCUCUUUUCCACCUCUGAAUAUUCCUUCAAGACCCAUACCACAUCAUCAUGGUGGAGUCUGCUGGAUCUGGAGACUGGAAAAGUGACUCAACUCACCAACGACAGCAAUGUCUCUGAAUUGACUUGGCUAGGGUCUACUGACUCGGGUCUGUUGUAUAUCAACGGCACUAAUGCUGAGAUUCCUGGAGGUGCCGAGAUUUGGGUGUCAGAUACCUCGGAUUUUACCACCUCUGCCUACAAGGCAGCUUCAUUGCCAGCGCCGCUUUCUGGCCUCAAGACAGCCAUCACCAAGUCUGGAGAUAUUAAUUUCUUGGUGUAUGGAGAGUCUUGGCCCAAUGGAACGGCGUACAAUGAAGAGCUCGCUGCUAAGCCCCUAAGCUCGGCACGUAUCUACGACAGUAUUUACGUCCGCCACUGGGAUACCUGGCUCACGACGAGAUUCAAUGCUAUCUUCUCGGGAACUUUGAAGAAGAAAAGAGCCGGAUAUGGAGCAACAUCCAGCUACACUUCUAGUGGAUCUCUCAAGAACCUCGUCGCAGGAGUCAAGAACCUCGAGUCACCCUAUCCGCCAUUCGGUGAUUCGUCUGACUAUGACAUCUCCCCCAACGGAAAAUUGGUCGCAUUCAAGAGCAAGGCUCCUGAACUGCCACGUGCAAACAACACUGCUUCAUAUAUCUAUGUUGUUCCCCAUGAUGGAUCCAAAAAGGCCGUGGCUAUCAAUGGCCCAGACAGUCCUGGCACACCGAAAGACAUCAAGGGUGAUUCAAGCAGUCCUUCCUUUUCCCCAGAUGGUCGUCACCUUGCAUAUCUUCAAAUGGAAGAUAUCUCCUACGAGUCGGACCGUCGCACUGUCUACAUUUACACUAUUGACUCCAAGGAUACUAUUCGCACAUUGGCCAAGAACUGGGACCGCUCACCUGGGGCAAUCAAGUGGACUGCUGACGGUAAGAACCUAGUUUUGAACACUGAGGAUUUUGCACGCUCUCGACUCUUCUUGCUACCUGCCGAUGCUGGUGAUGAUUUCAAGCCUAAGAACUUCACCGACGGUGGAGUAGUGGCUGCUUACUACAGCCUGCCUAACGGAGACUAUUUGGUUUCUGGUUCCGCUAUCUAUACUAGCCGCACAGUUUACACCGCAAAGCCUGGCAAGGGCGUCACAGGUGUUGUCUUCUCUGCCAACGAAGUUGACCCCGCCCUCAAGAGCUUUGGCCCAUCGGACGUUGAUGAGUUCUACUAUAAGGGAAACUGGACAGAUAUUCACUCCUGGAUCAUUUACCCCUCGAACUUUGAUAAGUCGAAGUCAUACCCGCUUCUGUUCUAUAUUCACGGUGGACCCCAAGGCUCUUGGGCUGACUCCUGGAGCACUCGGUGGAACUACAAGGUCUUCGCCGACCAAGGAUAUGUGGUUGUCGCGCCCAAUCCAACUGGCAGCACUGGGUUUGGUGAUAAGCUCACGGAUGAGAUCGCGAACAAUUGGGGAAGCUACCCUUACGAUGACUUGGUCAAAGGUUGGGAGUAUGUCCGGGACAACUUCGACUUUAUCGAUACCGACCGCGGUGUGGCAGCUGGCGCCAGCUACGGUGGCUUCAUGAUCAACUGGAUCCAGGGUAAUCCUCUAGGCCGCGAGUUCAAGGCUCUGGCCAGUCACGAUGGCACAUUUGUGGCUGACGCAAAGGUCUCAACCGAGGAGCUGUGGUUCAUGGAGCAUGAGUUCAACGGCACAUUCUGGGACAACCGUGACAACUACCGUCGAUGGGAUCCAUCUGCUCCAGAGCACAUUAAGCAAUUCGCUACCCCACAGCUCAUCAUCCACAGUGAUUUGGAUUAUCGGCUUCCCAUCUCUGAGGGCCUGGCGCUUUUCAAUGUGUUGCAGGAGCGAGGUGUUCCAAGCCGGCUGCUCAGUUUCCCUGAUGAAAACCAUUGGGUCAUCAACAAGGAAAACAGUCUUGUCUGGCAUCAACAGGUCUUAGGAUGGCUCAAUAAGUACGCUGGCAUUGACACCCCGGGCUCUGUCAGUUUGGACGACACUACAGUUCCUGUUGUGGAUUAUAAUCCUCAGUUUUAG